Molecule: messenger RNA, 327 nt
Organism: Paracoccidioides lutzii Pb01
Exons: 1
Coding region: 1-327 (108 amino acids)
Source: RefSeq, a predicted model, not a curated record
AUGUUGUACAGGGGUGAGCGGUCCAACCCAAUCCGCCUAAUGAUAAGUCCUAGCCUUCCUAUUUACAGAACUAGAAUUUCAGAUCCAGCCGCAACGCAAUACCCUAUGCCCAAUUCAAGUUGGUAUACUGGCAGAUCACAGACGUGGGACGAGGCGAAGUGGGACCGCAGUCGAUUGACAGUGGAUCCAGAGCACCUCAAUUACCGCACACACCAAGGUCUACGGAAGGCAGUGACAGAUUCAGUUGUCAGACAUGUAUGGGAUUCUAUGUCGCAGGAGCUGCACUUCCGUGAAGGAUCUGCGCAGGUUCAAGCCGAGUUGCUGUGA